Messenger RNA from Dromaius novaehollandiae (emu), 1636 nucleotides. It is a transcript of the gene MNX1, whose product is annotated as motor neuron and pancreas homeobox 1. The transcript has 3 exons. Gene Ontology annotation, molecular function: DNA-binding transcription factor activity, RNA polymerase II-specific; sequence-specific double-stranded DNA binding. The coding region runs from base 180 to 1247 and encodes 355 amino acids. Gene Ontology annotation, biological process: spinal cord motor neuron cell fate specification; central nervous system development; neuron projection morphogenesis. Lineage: Eukaryota; Metazoa; Chordata; Aves; Casuariiformes; Dromaiidae. The record is from RefSeq and is a predicted model, not a curated record. Gene Ontology annotation, cellular component: nucleus.
GGGCCGCCGCCAAUGGAGGCGGCAGCGGCGGGGGCCCAAUGGGAGCCGCCUGCGCGCCUUGAAGGGGCCGCGCCGCCGGGCGCCGCCGCACUGUGCCGCCGCCGCGGGGCCGGGGCCGCCCGGGACGCGCUGCGCUGCGCGGGGCCGCUGCGCCCGGCGCCGCCCGCCACGGCGCUCCCAUGGAAAAAUCCAAAAAUUUCCGCAUCGACGCGCUCCUGGCUGUCGACCCCCCCAAGGCGGCGGCGCAGAGCGCGCCGCUCGCCCUGGUCACCUCGCUGAGCGGCAGCGGCAGCCCCCCGUCCUCCUCCUCGUCCUCCUCCUCCUCCUCCUCCUCCUCCGCCGCCGAGCACCCGGCCGCCGCCGACCGCCUGCGCGCCGAGAGCCCCUCGCCGCCGCGCCUGCUGGCCGCGCACUGCGCCCUGGUGCCCAAGCCCGGCUUCCUGGGCGGCCCCGGCGGCCCCCCCGCGCCCGGCGGCCCGGCGGCCGGCAUGGCCCUGGGCCUGCACCCCGCGGCGCCCGGCGGGCCCGGCGUGCCCCCGCAGGCCGCCCUCUACGGCCCCCCGGUGUACGGCUACUCGGCGCUGGGCGGCCAGCACCCGGCGCUCUCCUACGCCUACCCGCCGGUGCAGGGCGCGCACGCCGCGCACCCCGCCGCCGAGCCGCUCAAGCUGGGCGCCGGCACCUUCCAGCUGGACCAGUGGCUGCGGGCCUCCACGGCCGGCAUGAUCCUGCCCAAGAUGCCCGACUUCGGCUCCCAGGCGCAGUCCAACCUGCUGGGGAAGUGCCGGCGGCCGCGCACGGCCUUCACCAGCCAGCAGCUGCUGGAGCUGGAGCACCAGUUCAAGCUGAACAAGUACCUGUCGCGGCCCAAGCGCUUCGAGGUGGCCACGUCGCUGAUGCUCACCGAGACGCAGGUGAAGAUCUGGUUCCAGAACCGGCGCAUGAAGUGGAAGCGCAGCAAGAAGGCCAAGGAGCAGGCGGCGCAGGAGGCCGAGAAGCAGAAGGGCGGCGAGGACAAGGCCGCCGAGGAGCUGCUGCUGGCCGCCGCCGAGAAGGGCGGCGGGCGGCGGCUGCGGGAGCUGCCCGACAGCGAGCCCGACGAGGAGGAGGAGGAGGAGGAGGAGGAAGAGGAGGCCGCGCGGUGCUGCCCCUACCACUCCUCCGACUGCUCCGAGGCGGAGGAGGACGAGGCGCAGCCCCGGGCCCGGCCCGGCGCCCCGCCGCCCGCCCCAGCGCCGCCCCAGUGAGCGGCUCCCCCCCCGGCCCGGUCCGGCCCCCCGCCUGGAGGGGGGCGCAGAAGAGGAUGCGCUUCCCCGCGCGGGGGAUCCGCGGUGAAUACAGUGUUAUUUAGUGACUGAAACCAGGCAAAACUUGACCCCCCCCCCCAUCCCCGGCCCCUGGAAACGCUCUCCUUUCGCUGAGUAUCGGAAAUGUUUUGUUCUUACUCUAUAUCGGGGGAGGGGGGAAAAAACUGUUUAUGUCAUGAACGUUAAAACUGCUGGAAAUCUCAAUACUGUCUUUAUUUUUGUAUAUUGUAUUUAUAAAAAAAAUUACCUCUACUUAUGCAUGCUAAAUUAUUACCCAGGCCCUCCCACCCGCGCGGUGGGGGGGCAAAUAAACAGCGUUUUGUACUUGA